AUGGAAGCGGAGCGGCCCAAGGAAAAGGUGCCUAUUCCAGGCACGGACGGGUGGCUGCGUGUCACUACGACCCACGGAAACGUUUUCUACGCACAGAAAAAGACGAAGCGCUCGGAAUGGACGGUGCCUGAAGAGAUUCGCGAGCAGGUCGAGGCGAUGGAGCCGAAAGAAGAACCGCAGGCGAAGCGCAUGCGUGUCGCGUCGCCCGCGCCGGAGCCUGAAGCGGAAGAGCGCGAGCCGACGCCGCCGCCUGCGCCGGAGCCCGUACCAGCAGCGAUGCCUGCUGCGCCGUCACUCUCGUUCGAAGAGGGGCGUGCUUUGUUUAUGAACAUGCUCACUUCGUUGAAUGGCACCGCGCACGAGGUCAACGCGAUGGCGCCAUGGGACCGCGAGCUGCCCAAGUUUGUGCACAUGCCAGCGUACAGCGCAUUGCCCAGCACACGCGACCGCGAAGAGGUGUUUAAUGAAUGGUGCAAGCUGCGUCUACGGGAAAAGCGUGCUAAGCGUACCGAGCCUGCGCCGCCCAAGGCGCCGGAUGCGGGCGCGGGGCGUGCGCUGCGCUCGCUGCUGAAGAAGAAUGUAGUGUCGACACGCGCGACGUUUGACGACGCCAAGCGCAAGUGGGGCUCGGAUCCUGCUUUUGCGUCCGUCGACGAAAAAGAGGCACGCCAGAUCUUUGACGCGUGGAUCGCCGAACUGAGCGAGAUCAAGCGCACGCUGGCAAAGAAGGCGGAUGCUGCGUUCCUUGCGCUCCUUUCGGAAACGCUGCCGAGCCCAGCCGAGGUGCGGAAACGCGAAGGAGCCGAUGGCGUUCCGGACAAGGCGCAGGCCGCUACGAUCUGGGCGUCGGCAAAGAAGACAAACGGGCUUGUGCAGGACAAGCGGUACGAUGCGGUAGGCAGUGCGACACGGCGUGCCGAGCUCUUUACUCGGUGGAUUCGUGGUGAAAAGGAGGAGGAGAAGGAGGAGGAAAAGCAAGAACCGGCGCCCGUGCCACACGCAGAGCCCCCUGCACCCGUGCCACACGCCGAGCCCCCUGCGACCAAGCGCGACGAUGCCGCAAGGCGCGAGCGUGCGCUGCAGCAGCGCCAGGAGCAAGUACGCCGCGAUAAUGCACGCAUGAAUGAGCGGAAUCGAGCUGCGCGCCACGACGUCGCGGCCGAGCAGCGCGAGAGCGACUUCCGGCAGCUGCUCUUGGAUGCCGUUCGUGAUCCCUGGCUUGCGUGGGACGAUGCGCAGCGUCUCCUGAGCCGUGACGAGCGCUUUGCGCCUCACAACAUGCGCGACGUGCUGAGCGACGAGAUGAAACGUGUCUACUUUGACGAGCACCUCUCGCGCAUCCAAAACAAGCGGCGUGACCAGCUUGCGCGGCUCUUUGCAAAGCAUACGCAAGACGAGCGCGGCAUGGAGCGCCUCGUCGCGGACGAAGACAGCGUGCUUGCACUCGUGCGCCACGACGACGAAUUUGAUAAUGCCGGCCUGAAGCGGUUUGUCGGGGAGGAUGCCGGCGUGCACAAGGUCCCUACGACGACCCUCUCUCACGAGUUCCAGGCGUGGGAUGCAUGGCGGAACGCGCAAGCGCGUUCCGAGUUUACCGAGAUGCUCAAAGAGAAUGCGUUUGUCGAUUUCUGGGGCCGGCUCCGCAAGGAGAAGGAGCAACAUGGCGAUGCACCGAGCGACACGGCCGUACCGGAGGACGAGGACGUGGAUCCCGAAGGCGUGUCUGUCCUGGACAUGGCGUCGCACGUCGAUCUUGCCGAGAUGGAAGCGGUGCUCAAGCAUGACAAACGCUAUCGGAUUUUUGCGCACGUCCCCGAGCAGCGUACCGAGUGGAUCAAGGACCACUUGCGCACGCUCGCGGUGCCGAAGCAGACGAUUCAUCAAUUUCACAUUCGUAACGCGUAG
Molecule: messenger RNA, 1905 nt
Organism: Malassezia japonica
Lineage: Eukaryota; Fungi; Basidiomycota; Malasseziomycetes; Malasseziales; Malasseziaceae
Exons: 2
Coding region: 1-1905 (634 amino acids)
Cellular component (GO): nucleus
Molecular function (GO): RNA polymerase binding; transcription coregulator activity
Source: RefSeq, a predicted model, not a curated record